This is a messenger RNA of Aureobasidium melanogenum CBS 110374, 1068 nucleotides long. RefSeq lists its product as uncharacterized. Bases 1 to 1068 code for a protein of 355 amino acids. The transcript is spliced from 3 exons. NCBI's taxonomy places the organism in Eukaryota, Fungi, Ascomycota, Dothideomycetes, Dothideales, Saccotheciaceae. The record is from RefSeq and is a predicted model, not a curated record.
AUGCAACAAGCAGUCAAUCUGUGGUUGUUUGGCGUGAUCUUGGUCUGUUUGAUACUAUCGCUCUUCGCGGUAGUGUUGAGAAUCAUCGGACGACGAAGAAGACAAUCAUUACAAUCGGAUGACUGGACUAUGGUCCUAACUGAGGUUUUCUUCGUACCAUGCACCGUGUGCGCUCUAAUAGCAGUCUCAAAAGGCUUGGGCGUCAGGGACGACCGACUAAGUCCAAAUCAAAUCAUAGAUGCGUCAAUGUACCUCAGUGUCUUUGACAUCUUCUACGCCAUCGUGCUUGGUCCGUUGAGGUGUAGUCUCUGUUUGACCCUCCUCAGGUUCGCUUCUGGAAAGCAUAUGCGACAAGCCAUUCACACCAUGGUCGCUAUCAACAUAAUUGCAGCCAUCGGAUGCUUUGCGAGCGUGAUGACUAUUUGUAGGCCGUAUUCUGCCAACUGGCGUUAUUUUUACGAUUUUCCUGGAUAUCCCAAGAAGGGAAGCUGUUUUGACGGCGCAACUCUCAAGAUCCUGGUAUACAUAUUUACGACAAUCAACUCCAUCCUUGAUCUGAUAAGCGUUGUUAUCCCAGCCAUCAUCCUUUGGGACUCACGCAUGGACCGUCAGAAGAAGAUCAUGGCAUGGCUGCUAUUGAGCCUUGGCCUACUGGCUACGAUAGCCGCCGUGAUCCGUGUGCCUUUUACGGCUUACUGGACUCACAGAAAAGAUCGAGUUUGGGGUCUUGGUAUGGGAGCACUGUGUAGUUGUCUCGAGGUCUUCUUUGGAAUCUUCGCUGGAUGUGCGCCAGCCGUCAAGCCCUUCUGCGUUGCCGCAGUCAAGAAGCUCAAAUCAUGCAGCAACCAUGAAAGUGACGAACCUUUACCGACCGCACUACCUGCAAGAGUCAUCAAUGGCAAAGGACUGACGGGUUUCUCAUACAACACUGUUGAUCUCAAAGCAAUCCACUCUCCAAGAGGUGAUGUGCUUGAGAUUACAGGUACCCUCCUUGAGGGGUCCAGCUCAUGGGACUCGAAGUCUACACCAACAACGGAUACAUCCGGGCUUAGUCGAUUCACUGUCUGA